Messenger RNA from Zalophus californianus (California sea lion), 1989 nucleotides. It is a transcript of the gene DPP7, whose product is annotated as dipeptidyl peptidase 7. The record is from RefSeq and is a predicted model, not a curated record. The coding region runs from base 496 to 1989 and encodes 497 amino acids. Lineage: Eukaryota; Metazoa; Chordata; Mammalia; Carnivora; Otariidae. Gene Ontology annotation, biological process: proteolysis. The transcript has 14 exons. Gene Ontology annotation, molecular function: serine-type exopeptidase activity; dipeptidyl-peptidase activity. Gene Ontology annotation, cellular component: vesicle.
GAGUGGGGCCGGCCGGCCCCCCUCCCCCGCAGCCCGGGGCAGGGGUGGUUCUGCGGCUCUGGCCCCUGACCUGGGCCCAGGCUGGCUGCUGGGGGAGAGGGGGCCCCUGCAGUGUCCGGGCACAUCCUGACCCCCUCUGACCAAGGGACCAGUGAAGGUGUUGCAGGAUUUUCUGUAGUUCUUGGUCACACCGCUGCAAAGAAUGGAGAAGGAGACCACCCAGGGUAGUGGGCCAGGAAGCAAGGUUUAUUGAGUGAUGGAGGACAAAGCCACCGGAGUUUCAGUGGGCUUGCUGGCGGACAACCUGUCAUGCAAUCAGCGUCCCCACGGCGACUGUCUCCGUGGCAACACAGUGGGUGGUAGGAACCUCGAGGCGGGGACGAAAGGCCCCAGGAGCCGAUGGAGGCGCGGAAGUUCCCCAGCGCACAGACUGCUCGGGCUGUCACGUGAGGGCCGCCUGCCAGUCAUGUGACCGUGCCCCGCGGCCGAGCAGAGAUGGGCGCCCAGCUCCGGCCGGCCCUGCCCUGGGCCCUGAGCCUGCUGCUGGGGCUGGGGCUGCACAGCCUGGGGGCCAGGGCCCACAGGGUACCGGGGAGCGACUUUCGGGAGGGCUACUUUGAGCAGCUUCUGGACCAUUUCAACUUCGAGAGGUUUGGCAACAAGACCUUCCCCCAGCGGUUCCUGGUGUCAGAGAAGUUCUGGAAGAGGGGCAGGGGGCCCAUAUUCUUCUACACGGGCAACGAGGGGGACGUGUGGUCCUUUGCCAACAACUCGGGGUUCAUCCUGGAGCUGGCGGUACAGCAGGAGGCUCUGGUCGUCUUCGCGGAGCACCGCUACUACGGGAAGUCGCUCCCGUUCGGCGAGCAGUCCACACGGCGCGGGCACACGGAGCUGCUCACCGUGGAACAGGCCCUGGCCGACUUCGCGAGGCUGCUCAGCACACUGCGGCGGGACCUCGGGGCCCAGGACAGCCCCGCCAUCGCCUUCGGUGGCAGCUACGGGGGGAUGCUCAGCGCCUACAUGAGGAUCAAGUACCCCCAUCUCGUGGCCGGCGCGCUCGCGGCCAGUGCGCCCGUUGUGUCUGUGGCCGGCCUCGGCGACUCCUACCAGUUCUUCCGGGAUGUCUCAGCGGACUUCGAGGGCCAGAGUCCCAAGUGUGCCCAGGGCGUGCGGGACGCGUUCCGGCAGAUCAAGGACCUGUUCUUACAGGGAGCCCAUGACACAGUCAGCCGGGAGUUCGGCACCUGCCAGCGCCUGUCCAGCUGGGAGGACCUGACCCAGCUCUUUGGGUUCGCCCGCAAUGCCUUCACCGUGCUGGCCAUGAUGGACUACCCAUACCCCACCGACUUCAUCGGGCACCUUCCUGCCAACCCAGUCAAGGUUGGCUGUGACCGGCUGCUGAGCGAGAGCCAGAGGAUCAAGGGGCUGGGAACACUGGCUGGCCUGGUGUACAACUCCUCGGGCACAGCGCCCUGCUUCGACAUCUACCUGCAGUACCAGGCUUGCGCAGACCCCACGGGCUGUGGCUCCGGCCCCAAUGCCAGGGCCUGGGACUACCAGGCCUGCACCGAGAUCAACCUGACGUUUUCCAGCAACAACGUGACAGACCUCUUUCCUGAGCUGUCCUUCACCGAGGCCCUCCGCCGGCAGUACUGCCUGGACACGUGGGGCGUGUGGCCCCGGAGGGACUGGCUGCACACCAGCUUCGGCGGGGACGACCUGAAAGCUGCCAGCAACAUCCUCUUCUCCAACGGUGACCUGGACCCCUGGGCAGGGGGCGGGAUCCGGAGGAACCUGAGCACGUCGGUCCUCGCCAUCACCAUCCGGGGGGGAGCCCAUCACCUAGACCUCAGAGCGUCUCACCCAGAAGACCCUGCGUCUGUCCGGGAGGCUCGCACGUUCGAGGCCAGGCUCAUCCGUGAGUGGGUGGAAGCAGCCAGACGCGAACAGUGGAUGCAGAUGGCCCGGCGUGGGGGACACGGGGGCUGA